Phragmites australis (common reed) is the source of this 1955-nucleotide messenger RNA. Its product is annotated as putative disease resistance RPP13-like protein 1. Gene Ontology annotation, molecular function: ADP binding. The coding region runs from base 231 to 1763 and encodes 510 amino acids. The record is from RefSeq and is a predicted model, not a curated record. NCBI's taxonomy places the organism in Eukaryota, Viridiplantae, Streptophyta, Magnoliopsida, Poales, Poaceae. The transcript has 2 exons.
GCUACUUUUGACUUCAUUUGGUUAAAAAGGAAUCGAUUUCUCUCUCUUUAAUUCCUUCUCUGUAUACAAGGCUAUAUAUAGAAGCCAAGAGGGGACAGAUGCCUUCAAGCGCACAAGGCGAAGAAGCAGCCGGUGUCUACGACGGGAGCUCCGGACGGCGUUUCCUGGCGGGUGGUGGCCGUUGUCUGCUAUCUUUUGCAUGCAUGCGAGAGCCGAGGUGAUUAGACAGUAUGGCGAUGUUUCUAUCUGCAAUUUGGAGUGACCUCACCAGCAGGUCCAUAUCUUUCCUGAUGCAAAGAUACCAGGAAAGAUUCUCGAGGCUGACGGUGGAGGAGAGGCUAAACCGGCUGCAGAGGCUGCUGCUCCGGGUUCGCGUCGUCGUCGAGGAGGCAGAGGAGCGGCGCAUCACGAACCAGGCGAUGCUGCAUCAACUGAGCAUGAUGAGGAAGGAGAUGUACAGAGGCUACUACACCCUGUACACCCUCAGAUGCCGCACCCAUGAAGAAGCGGCUGAUGCCGAACACAUGCACCAAGUGAGCCGAUUUUUCACACCAUCCCAGCUCAAUUCUGCCAAGCGCGUCCGUCUGUUCGGUGGCGGCAGUAGUUCCGGUGAACAAGAACAGCUCCAGCAAGUUCUUGGCCGCCUCGAGACCGCCAUUGAGGAUGCGAGCGAGCUCGUCGUGUUCCUCAGCGGAUGCCCUCGUCUGUACCGCCAGCCGUACAGCAUGUACCUGGUCUUGGACAAGUGCAUGUUCGGUCGCCAAACGGAGAUGGAGCGCGUCGUCGGCUUCCUGCUGCAACCAGAUGCUCCCGGCGAUGAGAAUCCCGGUGUCCUGCCGAUCAUUGGCCCCAGAAAAGUCGGCAAGAGCACGCUCCUCGAGCAAGCCUGCAACGACGAGAGGGUGCGCGACCACUUCUCUGAAAUUCUGUUCUUGAACGGAAUCAAUCUUAGAAGUGAAAACAUGGUGACCAUUGGAGAUGCCGUGAUCAAGUACCAGAACCCUGCCUCGCAUGGAGAAAGGGUACUGGUCAUUGUUGAACUGGAUGGGGAUAGGUUCUCAAAAAGAUUGGAUGACGAGAAUAUCGACGAGGGAUUGUGGCGAAGAUUGUAUUCGCCUUACAUACACCAUAUUCCGCGUGGAAGUAAGAUCAUAGUCACGAGCCGGUCGGACAAGAUCGUGAGCUUUGGAACCACGCCGCCGCUCAGAUUACAGUUUCUCGACCGGGACGCGUUCUGGUACUUCUUCAAGGUGCGGUUGUUCGGGAGCACGGACGCGACCGAGCACCCCAAGCUGGCGUCGAUCGCCAUGGACAUGGCGAUGGAGCUCAACGGGUGUUUCCUGAACGCAAACAUGUUCAGCGAACUACUGAGAUCAAACGUCGAUGCGCGGUUCUGGAGCGUGGCGCUUACGAUCUUGAGAGAGCUGAAGCAGAAGAACCUGUUUGGUGGCGCGCACCAGGUUGAUAUCUGGGAGGUGGCUGAGCCGGUGUAUGUGCCCAGAGUGAACAAAUCAUCUGAAGAUUUUGUAAUCCUUGAUGACUAUGAAACAAGCUCUGCUGAUCAUGGCGGCGGAGUUGCGACCACGACGAUGACGGUGCAAGAGGUGUUGCUUGGAACCGCUAGGCCUCGAGGGAAAUUCGAUGUUCUAGCGUGGAGAUCUCCCAUACCACCUCACUUCAGCUACUUUUUUGGCUGCGAGAUACGGAGGCGGCCUCGGCAUGUGGUCGCCGGGAAGAAGAGGAUUCAGAAGAUUGGCAGUUGAUCAUCUUGUUUACUGUCACCUCAUGUGUAUACUGAAAGCAAUGUAUAUUGUCACCUAUAAAUAAAAGCUAGAACCUAAUAUUUGUGUGAUGUUGUGCAGCUAAUGCUGGAAUCUGUACAUGAUCCGCAGCUCAUGUGUGGACCAUUUUAUGGUUCCAACCAAGCAGUGAAAUGCUGUAUUGAAUUAUUUCCA